Messenger RNA from Zootermopsis nevadensis, 2724 nucleotides. Its product is annotated as 3'(2'),5'-bisphosphate nucleotidase 1. NCBI's taxonomy places the organism in Eukaryota, Metazoa, Arthropoda, Insecta, Blattodea, Termopsidae. Gene Ontology annotation, biological process: phosphatidylinositol phosphate biosynthetic process. Gene Ontology annotation, molecular function: 3'(2'),5'-bisphosphate nucleotidase activity. The record is from RefSeq and is a predicted model, not a curated record.
ACUAUGAGAUUUGUGGUUCUCACGGCCAAGAUGUCGGCCUUGGUCUUCUAGCUUGCAACGCCGUUAUGGGCUUGCAGAUACCAAUGUUUCGGAGAACACAAGUCUGUCCACCGUCAGACACCUACACGAUCUCACGUCUUUACAACCCGAAAGGGCAACAUCAUAACCGCCGUGAGAACAUCAAAUCUCACAUGUUGGUGUUUUCCUGAUUUUUAACGCCGUGGACUUGUGACAUCAAGAUGGCACAGAAUGCACCGCUAAUCUUACGUCUUGUAGCAUCAUCAAUCACAGCUGUGAACCGAGCAGGAAAAAUCAUACGAGAUGUCAUGAGCCAGGGAGACUUGGGAAUUGUGGAGAAGGGCAAGAACGACUUGCAGACAGAAGCUGAUCGUUCAGCUCAGCGCUGCAUUGUUACAUCACUGUCACGCCAGUUUCCAUCUGUGACCAUCAUUGGGGAGGAGGGCCCUUCUAACUGUGAAGUUCCAUCAGACUGGGUGGUGACUGAUAGUGACCCACAGGUCUUGCAGCUUCAGUGUCCCGAAGAGCUAGGGAGUGUGCUAGACCAUGAGGUGGUGGUAUGGGUGGACCCACUGGAUGGAACGUCAGAAUACACUCAAGGACUGCUGGACCAUGUGACAGUACUGGUAGGCAUUGCAGUGGGUGGCAGAGCAAUCGGAGGCGUGAUCCAUCAGCCGUACUACAACUACGAGACAGUGAACGGUGAUGACAUGGGGCGCACACUUUGGGGUAUAAGUGGGAUUGGAACUGGAGGUUUUGAACCACAGUUGCCUCCAGAAGGGAGGAGAAUCAUCACCACGACAAGGUCUCACUCAAAUUCAGUGGUGCAGGCCGCUCUCGAUGCUCUGCAUCCGGACGAGAUCCUUAGAGUAGGAGGUGCAGGGCACAAGGUGAUGCUGCUCAUGGAGGGGAAGGCGCAUGCGUAUGUUUUUGCGAGUCCUGGCUGCAAACGCUGGGAUACAUGUGCUCCAGAAGCAGUUCUGGUUGCUAUGGGCGGUCAUCUCACUGACAUGCAUGGGAACAGCUAUUGCUAUAACAAAGACACGCCUCAUCAGAACACAGGCGGUGUUCUUGCCACAGCAAAGGGGGAGGAUCACAGCUGGUACCUGAGGAACCUGCCCGACACUAUUCGUCAAACUCUUGUCUAAAUCCUACAUGGUUGCUGUGCUCCUUCAAAAGUUGUUUCUGUAUUGAGCAGGUCUCUAUUCCCUAUUAUUGUGCCAUAAUUUUAUUGUGACUAUAUGAUGUAUGGGUUAUGCUGGAUUUCUUGGCAGCACGGUGCGAAGUGAAGAUGACUGUCUUCGGGGUUGUUGCACCAUGUAGUCUUGUAAUAUGCUGAUCCUUCAGAGUGCUUGCAACCUCCCUCAUCGCCCUGACGAUGGAGGCAGCAAGCACCUAUGAAAUGUCAGUUAACUUGUACCGAGCUACACGGCGCAACAGCCCAGAGGACAGCCAUCUUCAUACUUGCUGCCAUGAGAACCUCCAAUCUCAGUGUGAAGUGGUUCAGUUUUUUGGUACACAGUAGGAUGAGUGGCUGCACCCUGUUUAAGAUGCUACCCUAGCAUAUGACUGCAGGGACUGAGUGUAUGAAGCAUGAGUGUUGGUACAUUCAGUGCUCAAGUCUUCCUUGACUUGCACUGGGGAGUAUCCUUGUGUCAGGAGGUCUCUUCCUUUCCAGGAAUGGAAAUUUAAAAUAAAAUAUUUGAUCAAUUGAUUCCUUAAAGUCAGUUUUUGGAACAAAUCAACAAUUAUACAUUUUAAAAUUAUUUGUUGUCAGGACUUUUUCCAUCGUCUGUUUUUUAAAAUUCCUGACAACAAGUAAUUUUAGGUGUAAACUACCGUCGUCAAAACCCUUUAGAAUUGAAUUAUACAUUUUGUUGCUAUAGGAUUGUGCAGCUACUUAUGAACUACAAAAAUAAACCACAGCUCUGCAGAAGACAGCCAGGACAAGAAGUAUCAGUAGAUAAAUGUGUUUUACCGAAGGUGACACAGACAAUUGUAAUAAGAAAAUAGUCUUCUGGAUUGUAGGGCUGUAACUUCUACCAGACUAUACGGUGCUACAACCCAGAAGACAGCCAUCUUCAGGCUCACUGCCAUGAAAACCUCAAAUCCUACUCAACAACAAAUUUCUCUGAGAACAGUGGGAGCGAUGCAAGACAUCUCCCGGAAGUGCAAAUUGAUUUAGUUUCUUGGUUCGUCAAUCAGACUCAAGCACAGGACCUCCCAAACAUGAACCAUUUGUGUAAGUACAGUCCUACUGUCACUGCAAGCAGUGUUGCAAUAUUUCCUUCAUUAUGUGAAUGUAUGUGUGGAUGAACUUACGCUGACAGCGCACAAAAUGCCUACCACGUAAUGUGGAGGUCUGAGGUAUAUUUGAUCAAAUAUGGUGUGAUAGUGUUUUAUAUCAUUGUUAUUGUGGUACAUGGUGACAUUCCAUUGUCUGUCAUUAGUUCGAAUCUCAGCAGGGUUGCCACCCUGGCACAGUUAACGUUUCCUCCACCUUGCACACUAGACCAUUACUCUGAUGUAUAAACAUUUGAAAGUUUUCCCAUUUGUGUUGUCACAUGUAUCUAAGAAGAUGGCAGCUUUUUGUUUCCUAGCAGCAUCAGGAUGUGUUGAAGAAAUGUACAGUUUCUGUUGGUAUAGAAGUGACACAUGUAGUUGAUACAGAUACUUGUCAAUAAAGAAUUUGAGCUCCCCUGGUUA